AUGUCAGACUGUUUAGAUCUGUUGUCGCAGAUUCGUGAUCCUCGUAGUAUUAGAAGAAGGAAUCGAAAUUUCAAGAAAAGGUGGAAUUUCAAAGAAUCUGUAAUUAGAAAUCAACAUAUUGAAUACAGAAAUCGCCAAAGAGCUAAAGCUGAUGAAGCAAAAAAAUCCUCGAAGCAAAUAAAAAGAGAGCAAGAUGAAUUUCAAGCAAUUCAAGAUGCUUACAAAGCAAAGAUUGCUUUGAGGGAUCUUGAGAAUCUUAAGAAAAAAUUGGCAAUAGAAGGAAGAGAUAACAGCCAAUUGAGAAAAAUUAAUAUUAUUGAAACCUUGGCAAUAAGGAAAGAAGAGCUACAGAAGAAGUAUAUGAAAUAUACUUAAUCAUAUUGGCUUUUAAUUUUGUUAAUUGAUUUACAAAUAAAAAGAAAAAGUAGAAAAGAGGCAUAUUUAAUUUCUGCUUAUUAA
Molecule: messenger RNA, 459 nt
Organism: Blepharisma stoltei
Lineage: Eukaryota; Ciliophora; Heterotrichea; Heterotrichida; Blepharismidae
Source: the annotation of a GenBank genome assembly